Molecule: messenger RNA, 1896 nt
Organism: Fomitiporia mediterranea MF3/22
Lineage: Eukaryota; Fungi; Basidiomycota; Agaricomycetes; Hymenochaetales; Hymenochaetaceae
Product: kinase-like protein
Exons: 8
Coding region: 112-1638 (508 amino acids)
Biological process (GO): cell surface receptor signaling pathway; protein phosphorylation
Molecular function (GO): protein kinase activity; ATP binding
Source: RefSeq, a predicted model, not a curated record
GGCCGUCUCCCCUCAGUCAAGUCAUCCCCACUAGUAUCCUCUGUCCUCGUCCCAACCCCUCUCGCCUGCCGCAGGGCUGUCCGGUACAUCUCAGGAGACAAUUUUAUCAUAAUGUCAUUCGCAUCAACAGCCAGAGUGGUUGCAGCAGGAACUGCCGCCGCUGCAUCACUCACAGCAGACUUUGCGCCAGUACCUUUCCUCGCCCCAGCUGUGGGCAUCGUCGUCGGCAUACUCCAGCUGUGUGAUAAUGUGCGAACAAACAAAGUUGAAGUCCGCGAACUAGGCGGACGGUGUACUGCGCUGCUCUAUGCGCUUAAGGAUAGUAGCACCGGUUGCGCGCCAGAGAUCAUACAAAACCGAGUCGAGUCGAGUCAGGAGCUGUUAAAUGGCAUUCAGACAAAGAUGAAGAUCUGGGUACAAAAGUCCACGGUCUCACAGUUCUUCCUUCAGAACGACAUCGCAGAGGACGUCAGGCGCUGCAACCAAGCGAUUGAUACCUUUCUCGAAUCCUUCAACAUUACUUCCGCGAUGGAGACACAUCGAUGGAUGACCGACUUUGAGAAGCAGAGGCAGGAAGACCAUGCCGAAAUGAUUGCUUAUUUCUCAGACGUUCAGAAUAAUCAACAAAUUUCCCGGGAAACUCAGGUUACGAUGGCCUCUGACACUGCUAAGAUAUUGGCUAUGAUGGAACGCAUGCAAGAUUUCAUGGGUAGCUACCCGGUUGGCGAUUACCGUCAUAGGGGACUUCAACAGAACCUCCUCACUAUGCAGAGGACUUCUGGUCAACUUCUGCCCAAGGUUGAACUGAGACAUGGUGAGGUCCGCCGUGUCAGCAGCAAUCCAGUCGGUGGGAGCGCAGCGUUCGAUAUCUGGCAGGGAGAAUACCUUGGACAGGAGAAGUGCGCUAUUAAAGUCGUCCGAGGUAUCGAAGUCACGCCUAAAAUCCGAGACCGCUUCUUGCGAGAAGUUGGAAUCUGGAGAAAGGUAUGGGAGAUGGACAAGGGAGAGUAUAUGCUGCCAUUCUGGGGUGCUUGCCUUACCGAUGGGCCUUAUCCGUACAUGGUUAGCCCUUGGAUGCCGUAUGGCGAUGCGAUCACGUACGUCAACAAAUAUCCAUACGUUAACCGGAAAAAAAUCAUCCGGCGAAUUGCGGAAGGCUUGAGGCUGUUGCACACAUAUACGCCUCCAAUUGCACAUGGUGAUAUCAAGGGUGCCAACAUCCUCAUCGACGAGAAGGGUAACCCACUCCUCGCUGAUUUCGGUCUUUCAAAGAUGAUGGAAGACCUAACUGGCAUGCCGUUCACGCAGAGUCGGGGUGUGUCUGAAUCGUAUAGAUGGUUCGCACCCGAGCUGUGCUCUGCUCCGGGUGUAUUGAGCCCCGCAUCGGACGUCUUUGCAUAUUCCAUGACAGUACUCGAAUUAAUGACUGGCCAGCCACCCUUCUCGCAUAUCAAGCGUACACCAGAGGUGCUCAUCAAGAUGCAACAAGGUGAACGUCCACGUAGGCCCGAGAGUCCAGAAAUUAUCGAGCGUGGGUUGGAUGAUAACCUUUGGGACUUGUUGACGCGUUGCUGGGUUGAGGAUCCGGCUGCUCGACCUUCGAUACAUGAGGUUAUUGCAGAGUUGCCGACUGAUUAGAGCUGAGUAGACAAUUUGACGAGACCUGUUAGGUUGAGGUGCUUGUGUGUAUUGUAUUAUCCUGUUUUCUUUUUGCAGUCCCAGUUCUCCCUUUUAUAUCUUGCUAGCUUCACUGCUUUCUUGUGCUUUGUUGUCCGCUGUGAACACCUGUUCCUGUUCUUGCGUAAUAUUUCAUGUGCAUUACAUAACCCGGUCUUGUUUGCAUACAUACCUCGCUUUCUCCUCAUUCUCUUAGUAUAUGUGCCAACUACUAUUUUG